UCUUUCCAUGGGAUCUGUUUCGUCUUCUUCACUCACUGCCACCCUGGUCAGCGCCCAUAACUUCACCAAAGAAACUCCCCGCAAGUCAAUGGCAUGAGGAUGCAGAUAGAGACAUCAAGAUGAAAUUAGCUCUUUUACAAUUUGCUCCGGAGGUGGGGAAAGUCAAGGAGAACAUCCAGAGGGCGGAUGAAACGCUGCAGAAGACACGAAUCCCCACAGAACUGGACUGGCUUAUAUUGCCCGAAAUGGCGUUCUCUGGUUACAACUUUCACUCUUUAGAAGAAAUACAACCUUUUCUAGAGCCCACAACAUCUGGCAUAACAACACAAUGGGCCAUCCAAGUGGCCAAGCAUUACUCCUGUCACGUUACCGUGGGCUAUCCGGAGAUCACGACCACGGAACCCAUAGCGCAGUACAACUCUACAGUCACCAUCUCCCCAACAGGUCAAGUGCUUAACAAUUACCGCAAAACAUUUCUCUACUACACAGACGAAACGUGGUGUGCCGAGCCCACGUCGACUUUUUACUCCGGUAAACUAGGUUCUCUUGGUCCUGUUACUUUAGGAAUUUGCAUGGACAUCAACCCACACCGCUUCCUCGCCCCGUGGGAUGCAUACGAAUUCGCCAAUGCCGCAUUGUCCUCCUCUCAUCUCCCACCAAACUCGCUUCCUCCACUGAUUUGUGUAUCAAUGGCAUGGCUGUGUCAUUUGACGCCUGAGGAGCUGGUGCAGGAUCCCCAGCAACCGGAUAUAGCGACUGUGGCCUACUGGGUGGAGCGGUUCCAACCAGUGGUGGAAAAAAGUAAGCAGGUAGAGGGCGCUACGCAUGUGGUGCUGGCCAACCGGUCAGGUAUGGAGAAGGGCGUUUGCUUUGCUGGCAGUAGUACGGUUCUUAAGAUCGAGGGCGGCGCUGUGAGCUUAUUCAAGACUGCGGGAAAGAGCGAGGAGAAGUGCUUGGUUGUGGACUUGUCUGAACGGCCUCAGUUCAUGGUCAGCAAAGCGCGAUAG
This is a messenger RNA of Periconia digitata, 1007 nucleotides long. The record is from the annotation of a GenBank genome assembly. NCBI's taxonomy places the organism in Eukaryota, Fungi, Ascomycota, Dothideomycetes, Pleosporales, Periconiaceae.